UUUGAAUAUUUAGACACGUAUGUUCUGUAGGAAUGAUAUUUACGCAGGUUGGCGAGCGUGCUUCCUCAAAGCCCUUUAACAAACGCCGGAAACACCAAGGAAUGGGAAAACGUGUGUCUUUAUUUCCUCCACAGUUUACUGCAAGUAAAAAUCUCAUCACGUCCGUGAAUGUGCCACGCUAGAGUUUAAGGUAAAUAACCACGCAUUAUCUAUGUGCAGCCAGUAUCAUACACACUAUUGUGAAUUGCAUAAUGCGCUAGUGGGCACGCCCACAUUGCAGUCUAUUUACUGAGAAGUUGGUGAGCCUGUUUGUGAGGAAAUCGAAAGUAGAUUUUUCUCUGUGUAAAAAAAAAUGAAUACAUAAAAAUGGCUGCUGGUGGUAUAAGUUCUUCGGGGCUUCUCAGCGAUCUAAGUUGUCCUAUUUGUCUCGAACUUUUUAAAAAUCCUGUUUCUCUGCCUUGCGACCACAACUACUGCGCGCCGUGUAUUCGCCAGUAUUCCAACCGCACUGACAGUUCGGUCUCCUGUCCCGAAUGCGGACAGGAGUUCACGGAGAAAAAAAACUUCAAACCCAACCGACUGCUCGCCAAUAUUGUAGAGAGCUUCAAACAGCUAAAGUUAAAGAAAGGAAGAAAGGGACAGUCUCGAGGUGCGCAGGACGAGUUUUACAGCCCGCAACCCCGCGAGGAGGUGAAGCUCUGCAGAGAUGAGGAAGUGCGUCCUAAACCAAACAAGCCAUUGCAAGCAGCGAACUCGCUUUCCAACAAGAAAGACAGAGCUGCAGGCUUGAAGCACCUCACAGAGCGCUGGCAGAAACUGACUCGGGUCUGGAACGAGCAGAGGGAACAUAUCACAGAGACCAAGUGUCAGCUGCACGAACUGAAAACCGAGAUUCGAGCCCAGUUUGACCAGUUGCACCAGUUUCUGUACACUGAUGAGAAGGAGCAGAUCAGAAGACUACAAGAGGAAGCCAAGUGGGCUCUUGAAUCUAUGGAACAGCAGCUUCUGCUCAUCACCCAGGAGAAAGAUCUCAUAGAGAUGGAAAUGACCAUGCUCCAAAACGAGGACUCUGAGAAGACAAAAGAGAGACUCACACUCAACAGUUGUAAGAGGUCAAAUAAUGAUGAGGAGAUUCCAGAGCUGAUCUGCCAUGAGCUGAGACAUGGAGCUCACCGGGGACCCCUGCAGUACGCAGCGUGGAAGCGCAUGUGGAGUGUCAUAGAUACAGUCCCUGCUCCUCUCACCUUAGACCCUGUCUCUGCUCACCCUUCCCUCCUGCUCUCUGCAGACCAGACCUCAGUAGAAGACUCUCCCAGGCUCCCAAGCUCAGCACUCAGUCCCAAGAGCUUUGAGCCCUGCCUAGACCUGCUGUCUUUGCAGGGAUUCGCCACUGGGAGACACUAUUGGGAGGUUAGGGUCCCGAGCAGAGAAGGGUGGGCAGUGGGCAUCGCCAGUGAGUCUGUGCAGAGAAAGGGCAAUCUCCCACUUACUCCGCAGAAUGGUUUCUGGGCCAUGUGGCUCACAAACGGCAAUGAAUUUUGGAUCCCAGAUGCUUCUCCUGUCCGACCAGCGCUAGGUAAUAGGGCACGAGUCGUUGGGGUCUAUCUGGAUAAGGAAUGUGGUCAGGUGUCCUUCUACAAUGCUGAGAACAUGGAACACAUCCAUACUUUGGUGGAUACAUUUCCCAAGAAAGUGUAUCCUUAUUUCAGCCUUGGAGUAGCCCAAGUUGGCUUUCUGGGCGACAGUGGGGUUUUGAAGAUUCACCACAUGCAAGUAUAAUGAAGAAAUACCCAGAACUUUCUGAAAAGAUGUACAAAUGUGGCCUGAAGCAUUGAAGCAUUCCUAAGCAUUCUCAGCUGUGUUUUAUGUGUUGCACACAUAGUUUAUGCGUGGAUUUAUUACGCUGUUGAUGUCAUUUAAGAUGCAUGUUGUAUAUAUGUAAAUAAUAAUUAUAAUAGUAAUAUAAAUCUAUCCAAUCAUUAUUUGCUUCUGAUUGCUUUUCCCAAUCCCAUACAUCCAUAGCCUAUGAACUAUAGUAUCUGCAUCAAAUUCUAUCUCUCACACAUUAAGCCAUUAAAAGCAUAAACCAA
This is a messenger RNA of Acipenser ruthenus (sterlet), 2090 nucleotides long. Its product is annotated as zinc-binding protein A33-like. Gene Ontology annotation, molecular function: protein binding. The record is from RefSeq and is a predicted model, not a curated record. The coding region runs from base 367 to 1779 and encodes 470 amino acids. Lineage: Eukaryota; Metazoa; Chordata; Actinopteri; Acipenseriformes; Acipenseridae. The transcript has 6 exons.